Messenger RNA from Ipomoea nil (Japanese morning glory), 2042 nucleotides. RefSeq lists its product as uncharacterized. The transcript is spliced from 5 exons. The record is from RefSeq and is a predicted model, not a curated record. Bases 213 to 1736 code for a protein of 507 amino acids. NCBI's taxonomy places the organism in Eukaryota, Viridiplantae, Streptophyta, Magnoliopsida, Solanales, Convolvulaceae.
GAAAAACUUGUAUGCACACGUGGAAGCCGUCAGCCCAAUUUCUCAAACCUUUUCUUCUCCGCUCGUCGAUCACUGUUCUCGUUUCAUCCUUGCUCCACUCCAUUUCGAAGCUCUCCAUAAUCUGGAACAACAGGUCUGGUGAUGGUUAUACAGAAAACAAGAAGUUUAGAAAGAAAGGGCAAUCUAUCAGUCAGCUAAAUACGAACUAAUCAAUGAAGAUGAACAAUAGCGUAGUCUCUGCUUUUGCUAAUGCUCCUGCCACUGAUGAAGUGAAAGAAAAGAAAGCUUCAAAUAGCAUCUCUGGUUUUAUUUUCCUGUGUAAUGGAAGGACAAAACCAGAGUGUUACCGGUAUCGUGUUUUUGGGCUCCCGUUGAGUAAGACGGCUACUGUGGAGAAGAUUAAAACAGGCACAAAGCUUUUCUUGUUUGACUUUGAGUCAAAGCAUUUGUAUGGUGUUUACGAGGCAACUUCCAAUGGAAGAGUAGGGGUGGAGCCUCUUGCUUUUGGAGGCAAAUUUCCAGCGCAGGUACAAUUUAGAAUUUAUAAGGGAUGUCUUCCAUUGCAUGAGACAUCUUUCAAACAUGCGAUAAAAGAUAACUACAAGGGCAUCAAGUUUGAACAAGAACUUGAUGAACAGCAAGUCAGUAAUCUCUUAUCAUUGUUUCGGCCUCUUUCUGCAUCAUCGUCAUCACCUGUGCCCAAUCCAUUGGCAAAUACUUGCUCACCUUUGCCAAAUAUGGGCCCUCCACAUGUCAUUCACCCCUUGGCAAUGAAACAGCAAGUUAAGCACUCAAUAAAGCUACCCAUUGGGGAAGAUCCAUAUUUUCCCAAAAUUCACCAAGGCUAUGUUCAAAACAUCCAAAGUUCACAGCAUAGGUGGCAGGGGAGCAUGCCUAUCACAGAUCGUGUCCAUUUAGCCAUUGAACAUCCAGGAUUUGCUGCUCCCAGUGGCCAGUAUUAUACUGCAUAUUCUCAACAACAACAUGUUACAGCUUCCUAUUAUCCGAACUAUACUGCAAAACCAAAUGUCACAGCUCCCAUUCACCAGUAUUACACUGCAGACGUUCAACAACCAAAUAUUGCGGCUCCUAGUCACCCAUAUCAUACUACAGAUUCUCAACAACAAAAUGUCAAUAUUUCCGGUUACCCAUAUUAUAUGGGAGGUUUUCAACAACUAGGUCAUACAACUUCAUGUCACCCAUAUUAUACAGCAGAUUCUCAACAACUAAAUGCUACAGCUCCUAGUCAUCAAUAUUAUCCUACAGAUUCUAUAAAACAAACUGUUGCUGCACCUAGUCACCCAUCUUGUACUGCAGAUUCUCAACAGUUAACUGCAACAGCUCACAUUCAGCAAUAUUUUUCUACAGAUUCUCAACAACUAAAUGCAGAAGCAACUAGUCAUCCAUGUUACACUGCAGAGUCUCAACAACCAAAUGCAGAAGCACCUAGUCACCCAUAUUAUACUGCAAAUUAUCAUCAACCGCAUGUCAUUGAUGGUGCUGCACAGUUGAGACAGGAUACUUAUUCCGGGUCAAUGCAAGUGGCAGCUCCACAGGAUCAACUAAUGGGAUCACAAUACUAUCCGCAAUUGCCUCAACAGAUGCAUCAACCAAGCGAUAUUGCAUACAACUCUUACUCCAUGCCCUCAGCACCUUAUGGAUCUUUAGUAACUCAGCCAGAAGCUCCUCAAGCAACGGGGCACAAUCUAAAUGCUCCCACCUCGACCUAUUGUUAGUUAGUAGGUGCAAAUCAUGCAAUCAGCUCAUAAUAUGUUUUUUUGAGGAAGGCGCUGAACAUGAACGGGAACCAGUGUCGUCCACUUGUUAAGUUUGCAUGAAAAAUGUUACCUUUUCUUUAGGAAGCAGUUCUAACUCUGCCCAAAAUUGCGACUGGAAAAUGCAAAGUAAGAAUGAGAACCAGGCAACCAGUCAAUAGUUUUGCAGAUUUGCCCCCACGGGCGUCUUGAGUAGCCCAAAUAUUUGAUUUUGAAUAUGGUUGUUCAACUUUAUUAUGGGGUUUUUCUUAAGGGCUUAUUAAGGUC